AUGGCCUUGCCUUCAAACGUCCACGUCUCGCAGCAUCCCAGCUUGCUGGCCAAGCUUAGCCAACUGCGAUCCAAAUCCGCCAGCUCUCGCGACGUCAAGUCUUUGAUCCACGAGAUCUCAUUAAUCAUUGCCUGCGAGGCCGUCAGCUCGGCUCUAAAACCGACCAAUGGCCCAAAGGAUCAAACUCCCCUCGGCUUCGAAUACACGACCGUUGUCUCUGAACCGAACCACAUCUGCAUAGUUCCGAUCCUCCGGUCCGGCUUGGGCAUGGUCGAAGCCGUACAAACUAUGCUCCCAGAGUCAGUACCCAUCCACCAUCUCGGCAUGUACCGCGAGCCCUCGACCCUCGACCCCGUCGAAUACUACAACAACCUCCCCCAACAAAGCCCGGGCUCUGCCGAAAGCAGCAAGCUGGCCAUCAUCGUCGAUCCUGUCAUCGCUACUGGCGGUACGUGCGCGGCCGCCAUCCAGACCCUGCGCGAAUGGGGCGCCAGGAGGGUGCUUGUCCUGUCUGUCCUGGGAGCUGAGGAAGGUGUCCAGAAGGCUGCCGCUGAGUGGCCCGAAGGAACGGAGAUUUGGAUCGCGGGCGUCGAUAAGGAGCUGACUGACGGAGGCAUGUUGAAGCCUGGCUUGGGCGAUGUUGGAGACCGUCUGUUCUUGACUAUUGGCAAAUAA
Molecule: messenger RNA, 675 nt
Organism: Trichoderma citrinoviride
Lineage: Eukaryota; Fungi; Ascomycota; Sordariomycetes; Hypocreales; Hypocreaceae
Product: uracil phosphoribosyl transferase
Exons: 3
Coding region: 1-675 (224 amino acids)
Source: RefSeq, a predicted model, not a curated record